This is a messenger RNA of Ceratina calcarata, 2075 nucleotides long. RefSeq names its product ectonucleoside triphosphate diphosphohydrolase NTPase (gene NTPase). The record is from RefSeq and is a predicted model, not a curated record. The coding region runs from base 177 to 1589 and encodes 470 amino acids. The transcript has 7 exons. NCBI's taxonomy places the organism in Eukaryota, Metazoa, Arthropoda, Insecta, Hymenoptera, Apidae. Gene Ontology annotation, molecular function: hydrolase activity.
UACUAUAUUAUGUAUAUUUCGGUAUCACGUUUAACAAUUUGAUGCGCUCGUCGGAAUUCGAAAAUUUCGCGGUACCCUCCAGCGUGGUGAUGCUUUUAUUUCUUUUAACAAUUCCCAUCGCGUAAAGAACUCGUCGUAUAUCGUUGCCCUUGUCAGCUGCUUCCGUUGCACUUUAGAUGCAAUAUAUUACAUUAAGGACAGAAAAUGGAGACAGUCUCAAGGAUGCCAAGCCUAGAAUCAAGAAAGGUCACCCAGGGAAAAGAUACUUUCUCAUUGUUGCUCUAUUGGGAAUUCUCUUCUUGGGAUACAUAGCAAUUGCAUAUGACCUAAGGCCGGCGCGUCUUGGUAGCAAGGCGAUCGACACAUUGGCCUUUUCUUUUAAUCUCCAAAAACCAUUCCACGUCGUGGUGAUCGACGCAGGCUCUACUGGGAGCCGAGCCCUCGCUUUCAGUUUCCACGAGUCGAUAAUCGGUGGAAAUUUAAUUUUGGACGAGGAAUUAUACACGGAAACGAAGCCAGGCGUUAGCUCUUAUUCAGAAAAGCCUAAGGAUGCCGCGAAGUCAUUAACGGUAUUGCUGGACAAGGUGAAGAGUGUGAUUCCGCGUUCGGAAUGGCAGCACACGCCCCUCAGUAUGAGGGCCACCGCUGGAUUGAGACUUCUCCCUGGGCACAAGGCUCAAGAGAUACUUCAAGAGUGCCGGAAGAUGUUUGAAACAAGCGGCUUUCAAAUUUCAAAGAAUUCGAUUGCCAUAAUGGAAGGUACGGACGAAGGCAUCUUCUCCUGGUUUACAGUCAAUUUCCUCUUAGAUCGAUUUAAUACGCACAAUCCCGGUAGCACAGUAGCCGCGUUAGAUCUCGGCGGAGGAUCUACGCAGGUGACUUUCUCGCCAAGUCCCGAACAGGAGAAGAAACUCGAUGGACAUAUAUACUCUGUUAAUAUCUUCAGCCACAACAUGAGUGUUUACACGCACAGCUACUUGGGUAUGGGCCUUAUGGCGGCGAGGAAAGAGAUUCUCACGCACGGAUUGAAUUUGGAUAACUUGAGCACGAAAGACACGGUCGAGAUACGAGCCGAGUGCGUGAACCCGAUCGUCUCCGCCGAGUGGAGUUACGGCGGCGUUAAUUAUCUCGUUAAGGGGCCGGUGAACGGUACCCACAAGCUGGUGAAGACGCAGAACUUCGCCGGCGGCGAGGAAGACAGGCCGAUCGUCAAUUUCGCCGAGUGUUUGAAAAUUGUUGAAAAAUACGUCGGCAAGAUUAAGAACAAGCCGGAAGGGUUGAAGGAUCACGAGAUCUACGCGUUCUCCUAUUACUUCGAUCGUGCCACAGAGGUUGGCUUGGUCGAUCCAUUUUCCGGUGGCGUGAUCCAAGUUAGCGCGUUUCUAAAGCAAGCGAAGGAUGCUUGCGAUUACCCGAAUACCGACCAGCCCUUCAUUUGUCUUGAUCUAACGUUCAUUUAUGUUCUCCUCCGGGACGGAUUUGGACUCGAGCCUACUACGCGACUUUAUGAGGCUUGGAAUUUGGAAUGGACUAUGGACGGACACGACGCUGGAUACUGGGGUGAGUGCAUGCGGUUUCCGUUUCAUUAGAUCAUCGGAGAAACUUGCAAUUAAUCAAGAGUAUAACCUGCUAAUUAAAGCUUGCAAACACGUUAAACGUGCCCGGCAAUUAUCAUUCAUUGUAUUAAAUGCUAAAUGGUUUUGAUGAAUCAUGUAUAUGUAUGUAUGAACGUACGUACGUCUGUUCCCAUCUUUUUUAAAGCAGCGACAUAGUUUCCAUAGUCUAUUAGCAAAGCGAAUUUCGACCUCAACGGCUAAAUAUGCACGAAGAAAGUAAAUGAGUCUGCUGUUUCUAGUUAUGAAUAAAUAUCUAUUUAAUGAACUAAUGGAAAGUAUCAAACGAUCAAUGUCCGUUUUGCGACGUUAAUUAGGGAUUUAUUAUUUAUCGGCUCGUGGAUUGAUGAUGAUUCAACCAGUUUUCAUGAUAGCUCGUUUAUAUUUCAAUAAUUAUAGUUUUGUUUAAAUAUGUUUGAAUACGAUUGAGAUUUGGGAGGGUUGCAGAUAAAUGAUUAAAUC